Messenger RNA from Aphanomyces invadans, 1410 nucleotides. Its product is annotated as thymidylate synthase. Gene Ontology annotation, molecular function: dihydrofolate reductase activity; thymidylate synthase activity. The record is from RefSeq and is a predicted model, not a curated record. Bases 1 to 1410 code for a protein of 469 amino acids. Gene Ontology annotation, biological process: tetrahydrofolate biosynthetic process; dTMP biosynthetic process; one-carbon metabolic process. The transcript is spliced from 4 exons. NCBI's taxonomy places the organism in Eukaryota, Oomycota, Saprolegniomycetes, Saprolegniales, Verrucalvaceae. Gene Ontology annotation, cellular component: cytosol; mitochondrion.
AUGCACGAGAUCUCGGUCGUGGUGGCAGUCGCACGCAAGACGUGGGGCAUCGGCAUCGACAACACGCUGCCGUGGAAGCUGCCCAGCGACAUGAAGCGUUUUCGUGAGAUCACGACGUCCACGACCGAUGCGACCAAGCAGAACGCGGUCAUCAUGGGUCGCAACACGUGGGAGUCGAUCCCAGCCAAGUUCCGACCGCUCCCGGGUCGACUCAACGUCGUUCUUACACGAAACUCAACACUAGCGGCCCAGCUCGACGCGUCGUCGCCGCAAGUUCUUGCAGCAUCCAGCCUCGAUGACGCGCUGGCCAAGCUGUCCCCGACAAAGAUUGAGCACGUGUUUGCGAUUGGCGGCGCGAACGUGUACAGCGACGCGCUACGCCAUCGCGCGUGUCGGAAAGCGUACGUAACCAUGGUCGACGGGGACUUUGACUGCGACGCGUUCUUCCCAUCGACGUUGAAGCAGCUCGGGUUCGUCGAGACCGAAGCGUUGGGGACGCAGACCGAGAACGGCAUUGAUUUUCAUUUUGCCACAUUCGAGCGCAAGCACGAAGAGCUGCAGUACCUCAACUUGAUUCAGCGCAUCUUGGACGAAGGUAUCCAGAAGGGGGACCGCACCGGCACGGGGACACUGUCUCUGUUUGGCGCGCAGAUGCGAUUCAGCCUCCGCGACGGCGCGUUUCCGCUCCUCACGACGAAGCGAGUGUUCUGGAAAGGGGUCGCGGAAGAGCUGCUCUGGUUUAUCAGCGGCAAUACGAAUGCAAAGACGUUGCAAGACAAAGGCAUCAAGAUCUGGGACGGCAACGGGUCCCGCGAGUACCUCGAUAGUAUUGGGCUCGUCCACCGCGAGGAAGGCGAUUUGGGCCCGGUCUAUGGCUUUCAGUGGCGACAUUUUGGCGCGACGUACGUCGAUAUGCACACGGAUUACACGGGACAAGGCCAUGACCAGCUCGCGGACGUCAUUUACAAGAUCAAGCACACGCCGAACGAUCGCCGCAUCAUCUUGUCGGCGUGGAAUCCCGCUGACUUGGGCAUCAUGGCGCUGCCGCCGUGCCACAUGCUCUGCCAGUUUUACGUCGCCGACGGCGAGCUGUCGUGCCAGAUGUACCAGCGCAGCGCGGACAUGGGACUCGGCGUCCCAUUCAACAUUGCGAGCUACGCGCUCCUGACGCGCAUGCUAGCCCAAGUGAGCGGCCUCCAAGCCGGCGACUUUAUCCAUGUCAUUGGCGAUGCCCAUGUGUACUCGAACCACGUCGCGCCUCUCCUCGAGCAGCUGAAGCGAUCGCCGCGUCCGUUUCCCAGGCUCCAUUUGAACCCUGCCAAGACAUCCAUCGACGAAUUCACGUUUGACGACUUUACGCUCGACGGAUACGACCCCCACAAGACUAUCAAGAUGGAUAUGUCCGUCUAA